This is a messenger RNA of Somion occarium, 2538 nucleotides long. NCBI's taxonomy places the organism in Eukaryota, Fungi, Basidiomycota, Agaricomycetes, Polyporales, Cerrenaceae. The record is from the annotation of a GenBank genome assembly.
GCCUGGGAGUAAAGACACCGCAGACUAAGGCACUACCGUCCUGAGUUAGUCCUCAGCUUGUGAAGUUCCGGCAUGUGUAGCAAUCCGACCAGCUCGUCAGGGAAUGCUUGUGAUUGAUCAAAUUAUUUUGUUGAACUAGUCUCCCUUGAUCCUGGUCACCUGGACGUCGUUCUUUGGCGCAGCCCCUUCAUAAGAACCCCAUAGUUCAUUCAGCAUGAGUGAUUCGGCUCCCCGUGUCAACUCUGUUACCCUUACCCCACUAUCAUGGCUGGUGGUUCAAGCACGUCGAGUAUUGUCUCGCAACCCGGCUUUGCAUCGGUGGUUGCGUUGGCUCGUUCUCCUGCAGCGCUGAAGGCCUUUCGAACGGCCGGUCUUCUUGCUGGCUUAUGGUUCUUUCUGACGUUCUGGCACAAGAAAGACCCGAAAAAGGCGAAGAAGCUAGAAUCCAAGCUCGUGACGGACUUGAGCAAAGUUGGACGUCGAGUGAAACAAGAUGAGUAUGGCUACGACCCAGACGAGUACGACGUCGUUAUUGUGGGCGGGGGCACUGGUGGCUGCGUAUUGGCCGCACGCCUUUCAGAGGACCCUACCAUCCGUGUCUUACUUCUGGAAGCCGGAAGGAGCAAUCUAGACGACCCAGUUGCACUCGUUCCUGCCGUCGGAACCAGGACUUUCCGUACCCCUCUUGACUUCAAUUUCUGGACUGAGGAACAGAAGAACGCAGAUGGUAGAAAGCGGUAUUGGCCUCGAGCAAAGAUCCUGGGUGGAUGCACCAAUACCAAUGCAAAUUGUUAUCAUUUCGGUGCUCCUUCUGACUACGACGAAUGGGCUCAACUGCAGAAGAAUCAGGAGGGUGCCGAAGCUUGGUCGUACAAGGAAUUCCUCCCGUACUUCGGGAAGUUCGAGAAGUUUACUCCGAGCAAGGACUACCCUGGAGUUGAUGCGUCUCAACGAGGAUCCUCGGGACCCGUCGACAUUGGCUACUUUGGCCAUCUUUCUCAUUCGCCCGGGGCAUUCAUCAAGGCUUGUAUCAAUGCUGGUAUACCUCAUAAUCCUGAUGUUAACACUGCACAAGGAACGCUUGGUGUUACGAAGUGCGUAGUUCUUGGCGCAGUACAUUUCCAGAUCACUGAUCGUGAUGAACCAGUGACCUACAUCGAUUCUAAGGGUCAACGAGUGACAACUGAGACAGCUUACCUUACACCAACGGUGUUGGCACGCCCUAACCUCACUGUAGCGACGAAGGCAUAUGUCACCCGAGUCCUGUUUGACACUAAGGAUGCAUCCAAGCCUCGUGCGGUUGGUGUGGAAUUCGCAGAUUCAACAGGUGCUAAAUACCAAGUGAAGGCCAGGAAGGAAGUGGUUGUCGCCGCAGGAGCUGUCAGUACACCUCAGAUUCUGAUGCUGUCUGGAGUCGGGCUUGCAGAGCACCUUUCGGACUUCCGAAUUCCGGUCGUCGCAGACUUGCCAGGCGUCGGUUCACACCUCAUGGAUCACCUUGUCGUCGAUUGGCACUUCAAAGACAAGUCUAAGACCGGAAUUAACUUCUUGCGAGCCAAGAAUUUCUCUCAGAAGGUCCAGUUGACCACAGCAUUGGUGCAAUAUAAGUUGACGAGGAAAGGACCUCUGACCUCGAAUAUCGCAGAAGUGGCGGCCUUUGUACGUGCGGACGAUCCCAGAGUGUUUCCGGAGAACAAGUAUUCCCAAACGGCGCUACCUGAGGAUACGUCGUCCGGCAAGAACGCACCUCACCUCGAAAUCUUCGGCAGUCCUAUGAUUUAUGAGGACUUUGGCUUCGGUUGGACCCCUCUUGAAUCGCACUUCGGAUUGCACACGGUCUUGCUCAGACCUAAGAGCACUGGCCAGAUUAGGCUGAGAUCGACGAAUCCUGAGGAUCCGCCCAUCAUUGAUCCUAACUACUUCACCGACCCCAAUGAUGUGAAGACUCUCAUUCGUGGUGCCCGACUAGUCCAAGACCUCGUCAAGGUUGAACCUUUGGCUUCGGUCGUAGACCAUACAGGGGAUGGUUCACCAGGCACUCACCAUCACUUGCAUACUGUCACUGACAAAGAACUGGAGAAGCUCAUCCUCGAGCGAGCAGAGACGCUGUACCAUCCUUGCUGCAGCGCGCGCAUGGCGCCUCUCGAAGAUGGAGGUGUCGUUGACCCACAGUUGAGGGUAUACGGUAUUCCGAACUUGAGGAUUGCUGAUGCAAGUGUGUUCCCUACGAUCAUUUCCGGCCAUACGGCUGCCCCUGUUAUCGCUAUUGCUGAAAAGGCUGCGGACCUCAUCAAAGCUGCCGUCAAGCAGACUUAACGAAACAGGGAGAACCCUUGUCUCUCUGGAAGCACAGGUCACUGCUAGAGAACCGGUGGGGCUACGAAUGUUCGAUCUUAUCAAGCCUUGGUCUUGGUCUUGUCUUGUGUAUUAGCAUGUACAAUACGCAAUAUUCCGAGCACAUAUUCCGGGGUACGGAGUGCUUAAAUGAUACCACGACUCUUAAUAAUACCUGCCCAACUUUUGGCUAUAUAGUCUGUG